Messenger RNA from Drosophila elegans, 3131 nucleotides. Its product is annotated as protein disconnected. The coding region runs from base 433 to 2268 and encodes 611 amino acids. The record is from RefSeq and is a predicted model, not a curated record. Lineage: Eukaryota; Metazoa; Arthropoda; Insecta; Diptera; Drosophilidae. Gene Ontology annotation, cellular component: nucleus. The transcript is spliced from 2 exons. Gene Ontology annotation, biological process: regulation of DNA-templated transcription.
AUUCGAAGAAGUGGAUCUCUCUCCGCAUCCGCAUCUCCGCACUCGCCUUGCAUCGCAUCGCAUCGCAUCCGCAUAUCCGCGUCCACUUCUCUCUGCCGCGUGUGUGUGUGUUUGUGUGUUAGUGCGUCGCUCGAAGUGAACGACCAACUUUUUUAAUAUCGAGCAAAAUGCACCGAAAAUAAAUGCACGGCAGCAAAACGAAAACGAAAUCAAAUACAAUACAACGCAAUCAGUGAAAUAAAGCACCUUCUAUCAACGACUUUCAAAAACUCUCCUUAAUGGCAGACCUGUGACAAAGUGAGGAGCAAACCGAAACGCCCAGCGAAACCAAAACACAGUUACAAUUCAACAUCCAAAACUAACUGCUGAUUUAGCAAAAGCACCGCCACCACCGAGCAACCACCGAGCCACCGCAGAGCCACCACAGACGACAUGGAGCACAUAAUGAACCCGUUCAUGUCCCCGGCUUAUCUGCUGGGCCAUGGCCCACAUCCCCACCAGCAUGUGCAUUCCCACGGGCCGGGGCCACUCCCCCAGCCACAGCCCCAUGCCGCCGCCUCCCCGGCCAGCUCGCCCGGCGGAUCCAGUGGCUCCGGAUCGGGAUCGGGAUCGGGAUCCGGUUCCGGAUCGGCAUCGGGCUCCGGAUCCUCGUCAAAGCCGCGCCGCUGGGGCUCGCCGCCCAUCAACCUGGCCGGGCAGUUCAUCAACCCGGCGACGGGCAAGAAGCGGGUGCAGUGCUCCAUCUGCUUCAAGACCUUCUGCGACAAGGGCGCCCUCAAGAUCCACUUCUCGGCGGUGCACCUGCGCGAGAUGCACAAGUGCACGGUGGAGGGCUGCAACAUGGUGUUCAGCUCGCGCCGCUCGCGAAACCGCCACAGCGCCAAUCCGAAUCCCAAGCUCCACUCGCCGCACAUCCGGCGCAAGAUCUCGCCCCACGACGGUCGGACGGCCCAGCAGUUUCCGGUCUUCUCGCCGAGCACGGCCGCCGCAGCGGCCGCCGUCGCCGGACGCCUCCCGGUGGCCUUUCCCGGCCUCCUGCCCCCGCCGCCGCCGCACCACGCCCACGCCCACCAUCCGUACGUCAUGUUCGGCGGACAGGCGGGCCUGCACGGACUGGGCCUGCUGCCCAGCUGCCAGGAUGCCGACCCGGAGGCGGACCACGAGCCGGACGCCGAUACCGAGGACGAGGUGGACUUUGUGUACGUGGACAUGCAGGCCAACAGCUCCAGUCCGGCGGCCUCCAGCGAGGACCACGAGAACCACGAGGACCACGAGGACCAGGAGGACCAGGAGGAGCUGGAUCAGGAGCAGGAACAGGAGCAGGACGAGGAGAUGCACUGCAGCCUGAGCCUGGCCAGCAGCAGCAGCAGCAGCACCGCCGCCGAGGAGGAGCGGGUCGAACAGCCGCUCGACUUUAGCCUGCACAAGCGCCGCAAGUCGGAGCAGGAACAGGAUCGCGAGGCCGAUCAAAAAGAUCAUCAAGAGCGGGAGCAGGAGUCGGACAAGGAGCAGGAGCAGGAGGACAAGGAGGACAAGGAGCUGGAGCGCGAGAAGCGAUCGCCCACCGACGCCUUCUCCAUGGACCAGUUGCUGGGCAAGCGGAGGCGUCACGACAGCAGCACCACCAGCUCCGCCUGCUCAUCCGCCUGCUCAUCCGCCGCCACCGCCGCCACCGCCUCCACCAGCACCAGAAACAGCAGCAGCCCCAGUCACCCCGUCAUCCUGCCUCCAGCGAGCAUCAAGAUGGAGCUGGACCUGGAGGGCGACUACCUGGCCAACCGGCGUCCAGUGCUGCCCCUGCCCCUGUCCCUGCCCCUGCCCGUGCUGGACCUCGAGGAGCGGCACCACUUGCGUCUGCUCCAAACCCAGAUGUUCGCCGCCGCAGCUGCUGCCGCCGCCGUCCAGCCAACGAUGGGUUUGGGUUCGGGAUCGGGAUCGGGAUCGGGAUCGCCUUCAGCGUCGCCCGUGGACUUGGCCAAGGAUUCGCCGCCCAUGUGGAGCCUUCUGUCCGAGAUGUACCGCUCAAUGCUGCUCAAGUCGCAGCAGCAUCAGCAGCAGCAGCAGCAGCAGCAGCAGCAGCACCACCACCACCUCCACAGCGGAGGUGUGCAGCCGCACCACCCGGAACAGCUGCUCCACCUGACCCACCACCACGCGGAGCAGCACCACCUCGCCCACCACCACCACCUGGGCCAUGGCCACCAGCACCACCAGCAGUCGCCGCAGCAGCAGUCGCCGGCGGCCACGAAUGCGCCGAUUUCCGUCUAGGCUGGCAAAGAUUCUCUAGAUGAUUUCCUUAGUCAAAUUUUUUUUUUUUUUUUUUUAUCGUAUUUUAAGGAUACGUUUGGGGGGGAGGGUGCUGACGGGCAGGUACGGGGUCGUGCUAAAGCUGGACCAUUAAAUGGCUGGCACUCCUCCUCAGGCACGCCCCUGCCCCCCGCAAACCGCCCCCCUCGCCCCCUCCUGUAAACUGGAAUUGCUCCAAAACUAAGCUUUUUCUGCUCGUACGUGUGUUAUAUGGAUUUUUUUUUUCUUAUGUAUAAUGUAUUAUGUAAGCCGUAGUGCGACAUCUAAGUGUAUAGUAUUCAAUCCGUUCCUCGGUGUGUGUGUGUGUGUGUGUGUGUGGUUGCCUGGGGGGUGUGUGUGUGCGAGUGUGAAUGUGAAUGUGAAUGUGAAUGGGAUCCUGGAUCGGAUCCGCAAAGUCUAUCAUCUGAAAAGCGGGCUGGGCAGUGCAGAAGUGAGAAGUGAGAAGUGAGAAUCGCUAAUCGGGGAACGAUCUGCCCCUCGAUCGGUGUACAACGAAGUAUUGAUAUUUAUAACGAAAUAUAUUAUGAAUGCAUAUAUUAAAUAGUUUUAAGACAAUUUUUUUCGUAGCCAUUAAUAAACUAUGUAUUGUAUAACUGGAUGUACUAACGGCAAGCAACUUCUAUAUUGAAACAUAUCCCUUGUGUUAAAGAGUUCCCAGUCCCGAUCCCUGAGUCCAUCAAAACGGUUGAUGGAUCGUGGGUGAACGAAAUGUUAUUGCUCCCACAAACGAAAAUUCCUCCCGACGAUUAUGUACUGUAUUUCAACAAUAUUUUAAGUUUUAUUUACAAUAAACAAAGGCAAAAUUGAAGAAAUGUGAAAUCAAA